AUGCUUGCAUACCGCAUUGUAUUGCUCGUUGCUGCUGCUCUCCUUGCAUCGACAAAAGCGGCGCUCUCGAUUUCAUCCGACACCGGGCGACUUUUGAAUACGGGGGAAAUCACAAAGGGUGGAGAUGCCGGCGGUGAAGAAAGGAAGCUACCGUCGCUCCUCGAAAAGAUAAAUCUGUUCAACGCGAGUCCUGCUUACAAAAAGGCAUAUUCUGCGUUUGAGCGUCUCGGAUUGAAGACCGAAAAUAGUGUGUUUGGCACCACUGCUUUUAAAAGCUGGGCAAACAAAGUGAGCGUACUGGAUCCAGAAAACGCAGGCUCCAUCAUGCUCAAGAUUCUGCUGAAGCGUUAUGACGAGUUCAAGAUUGCAAGGUACAUUGAAGCGUCCAAGUUCUCGUCAAAGUCGGAAAGCAUAGCUAAGGACUUGAGGGAAGCGCUGUUCACCAAGUGGGAGAAGGCCGGAAUACAGCCGAGUCUUGUCAAAUCCAAACUAGCCAGUCGACAGCACCCUCAUCUUGGGGGUAACAGCGAUGAGAAGAUUGUGGCGGCGUACACAGCCUUCUUCAAAGCACAACAAGCGUCCUAG
Messenger RNA from Phytophthora infestans T30-4, 585 nucleotides. Its product is annotated as secreted RxLR effector peptide protein, putative. The coding region runs from base 1 to 585 and encodes 194 amino acids. Lineage: Eukaryota; Oomycota; Peronosporomycetes; Peronosporales; Peronosporaceae. The record is from RefSeq and is a predicted model, not a curated record. The transcript has a single exon.